Scophthalmus maximus (turbot) is the source of this 3252-nucleotide messenger RNA. It is a transcript of the gene slc4a1b, whose product is annotated as solute carrier family 4 member 1b (Diego blood group). Gene Ontology annotation, cellular component: plasma membrane; basolateral plasma membrane. Gene Ontology annotation, biological process: monoatomic anion transport; bicarbonate transport; transmembrane transport. The coding region runs from base 167 to 2692 and encodes 841 amino acids. Lineage: Eukaryota; Metazoa; Chordata; Actinopteri; Pleuronectiformes; Scophthalmidae. The transcript is spliced from 18 exons. The record is from RefSeq and is a predicted model, not a curated record. Gene Ontology annotation, molecular function: solute:inorganic anion antiporter activity; bicarbonate transmembrane transporter activity; monoatomic anion transmembrane transporter activity.
ACAGACGCAGCUUUAAAGAGGUGGUGUGUGUAUAAAGUCACACUUUUUUGCCAUUCUGGAGUGGGGUCACUUGUCACUGGUGUCGGCUUUGGCAAGUACCUGCAGGAGCUGUGUGGAACAUCAACACCAACCCCAGUGCAGAGUGUCAGUGAAGCCAAAGGAGCUAAUGAAGGACCAUAAGCAGGAGGCCUACUGGCAGGACACGGGCCGAUGGGCAGGCUACGAGGAGAGCUUCAACCCACAGUCCGGGGCGUGGGCGUCCCCGCAUAUCUCCUACCUCACCUUCAAGAGCCUCAUCCAGCUCCGACGCACCAUGAACACAAUUGUGACGAUUUUCGACUGUGAAGAGCGGACGCUGGCCGCCAUCGCCGACAAGAUGGCCAACGAGAUGGUGAACAAGAAGGAGAUCAGGCCUGGAGACAGGGAGGGCGUGCUGAAGGCUCUGCUUCAAAACCGCAGCCAAUCAGAUGACCCGGAAAGCCAAGCUCUGACUGAUGGGAUGGACCUGCAGAGGUUUUCAGUCAAGGACAUGAAGGAUGAAUCUAACCGCGAUGAGGUCUCUUUGGUGCUAGUAGGAGCUUUGGACUUCCUUGAGAGGCCUACGGUCGUGUUUGUGCGUCUGAAGGAGGCUUUGGUGCUGGACUCUACCUUGGAGGCCCCAGUGCCUGUGCGCUUCCUCUUUGCCCUGGUUGGCCCCAACAAGACUGACAUGGACUAUCACGAGACUGGCCGUGCCAUGGCAGCACUGAUGGCUGACAAAGUCUUCAACCAGACAGCAUUGCAUGCAAAGAGCGCCCGAGAGCUGACGGACACUGUGGCCGACUUCAUGGACUGCAGCAUCGUCAUCCCACCCACUGAGAUCCAGAACGAAGCGAUGCUCAGCUCCAUCAUCAGUUUUCAGAAGAAAAUACUGCAGGGCAGGCUCCAGUCCUCUGAUCCCACUCUUCGCCUGGACUCCAAACCUCGUAGGGUUUCCAUUGUUACCGGGCGUCCUCCUGAAGACCCCCUGUCCCGUACGGGUCGCCCAUUUGGCGGGAUGAUUCGCGACAUGAAGAGGCGCUACCAGUACUACAAGAGUGACAUGACAGAUGCUCUCAACUCCCAGGUCUUUGCUGCCAUUAUCUUCAUCUACUUUGCUGCCCUGUCUCCUGCCAUCACCUUUGGAGGGCUACUGGCUGAUAAAGUGGACAACAUGAUGGGCGUUCCGGAGCUCCUCAUCUCCACCAGCAUCCAGGGGAUAAUUUUCUGUUUUGUUGCUGCCCAGCCCAUCCUUGUCAUUGGUUUCUCUGGUCCUCUGUUAGUGUUUGAAGAAGCCUUCUUUGCUUUCUGCAAGUCCCAGGGUAUUGAGUACAUUGUUGGGAGAGUGUGGGUCGGAGUGUGGCUGGUCAUCAUUGUGGUGGUCAUUGUGGCUUGUGAGGGCAGCUUCCUGGUGCGCUUCAUGUCACGCUUUACCCAGGAAAUCUUCUCCAUCCUCAUCUCCCUCAUCUUCAUCUAUGAAACUUUUGCCAAGCUGGGGAGGAUCUUUAGGGCACAUCCGCUGAUUCUGAAUUACGAUCACCUGAAUGUAACUCUGGAAAAUCCCUGGCACCCAAAGAUGGAAGAGACCAUCAUCUAUGACAAUGUUACCGGCAAUACAACUAUUCUCAUAAACACCAUUAAGCCACCUUACCCCAACACAGCACUGCUCUCCAUGUGCCUCAUGUUAGGCUGUUUCUUCAUUGCCUUUUUCCUGCGCCAGUUUAAAAACGGGACAUUUCUGCCAGGAAAGGUGAGACGUUUGAUUGGUGACUUUGGUGUGCCUAUUGCCAUUUUCCUCAUGGUUGUCGUGGACUACAACAUUGACGAUACCUACACUCAGAAACUAAUGGUUCCUAAAGGUCUGAUGGUCUCCAACCCAGCCAAAAGAGGCUGGCUUAUCAACCCCUUCGGCGAGCAUAAGCCUUUCCCUGUGUGGUUGAUGUUUGCAUGCUGUGUCCCGGCCUUGCUCGUCUUCAUUCUCAUCUUUCUGGAGUCUCAGAUCACAACUUUGAUUGUGAGUAAACCUGAGAGGAAGAUGGUCAAGGGCUCUGGGUUCCACUUUGACUUGCUGGUUUUAGUUGGAAUGGGAGGCCUCAGUGCAAUAUUUGGUGUGCCGUGGCUCAGUGCUGCCACGGUGAGGUCUGUCACUCACGCCAAUGCACUAACCGUCAUGAGCAAAGGACCAAAGCCUGUGAUUGAGAAAGUGGUGGAGCAGAGGAUCAGCGGUAUUGUGGUGGCUUUGCUGGUUGGUUUGUCGAUUCUGAUGGAGCCUAUACUAAAGAUGAUCCCCAUGUCAGCCUUGUUUGGGAUCUUCCUCUACAUGGGAGUCACUUCGCUAAAUGGCAUCCAGCUUUGGGAUCGUAUUCUGCUUCUAUUCAUCCCCAAGAAAUACCACCCCGAUGAACCCUACGCCACAAGAGUGAGCACGGGGCGAAUGCACCUGUUCACGGCCAUCCAGAUAGUGUGUCUUGCACUUCUCUGGAUCGUGAAGUCCAGUCCAGUGUCCCUCGCCCUUCCCUUCAUACUCAUCAUCACCAUCCCUCUACGCAUGUUUAUGACUGGGCGUCUCUUCACUGAACUGGAAAUGAAAUGUUUGGAUGCUGAUGAUGCCAAAGUGUCGUUCGAGGAGGAGCCAGGGAAGGAUGUAUACUGUGAAUCUCAAAUGCCUUUGUAGAUGUUGUAAAUGACUGCUGCCAAGAAUCCUUUGUUCUAACAAAAAUAUAUUUAUUUUAUAUAUACUGUAGUUCAAAUUGAUGUGUCCACAAUAUAUGAGCAAAAACAUGUUUAUGAACGUUUUUAUUUAUUGAAAACUGCAGCUAUAGAUCUAAGUAUGGAUAACAUUGAUUUCUUGUAAGAAACUGUCAAAUAUUAAUAUAAGAUAUUAAUAUAUGAAUAUCAUAUUAAUAUAAGAGUUUUCAACAGUCACUCAGGUACAAUAUUUCAAUGCAUGAUGUUUUCUUUUUAAAAGCAUGUGCCUUACACACCACUGAAGCCAGAAAUAUUUAUAUAUGUUUUUACAAUAAAUUAAUAAAUAAUUAAAUAUCACAUAAAGGCAGGUAAUCACACAUUGAAUGUAAUGUUGUAAAAUGGGCCGCUAAAGAUAUUGUUAUAUUUGCUUGAUGUGAAUGAAUCCAAAUCUGAAUUAAAUAAUACACAAGUUAUAAUGUAAUGAUGCAACUUUGUAUUUUAGCACCAGUGAUCAAAUUGUUAACAUUAAAGGACAAUGCAAUACAA